AAACAGUAUAGAGGAGGAUUUGCGUGGCAGCGUAAGAAUUGAGAAGGAAAGAGAGAGAGAGAGAGAGAUGAAGCCCUCGCCGACAUACUUCGGAGAUUUCGACGACCACGGCUCGACGGUGGCUAUGGACGUCGACGAUGCCGACCCGCUCGAGAUGUUGGCGGAUGGAGUCAUCAAUAUUGACAACAAGCUUGCCGAUUCUGAUUUCUUCAACGCCUUCGAUGAUGAUUUUGAUGAUUCCGACAUCAACUGAUCUACUGUAACUGGAAAAUAUUUUCCAAUCAGUCGUUUUAGGGUUUGU
Molecule: messenger RNA, 301 nt
Organism: Telopea speciosissima
Lineage: Eukaryota; Viridiplantae; Streptophyta; Magnoliopsida; Proteales; Proteaceae
Product: small acidic protein 1-like
Exons: 1
Coding region: 68-253 (61 amino acids)
Source: RefSeq, a predicted model, not a curated record